AGCGGUUGGAUUUAGAUAGAUGUUAAGCCCCAUCUGCUGGCCAACAUUUGUACACGCCUCUUGCCCUCAGUGUGACUUUUGCUUUCUCUCCCCCCUCCUCCCCUGCUCGCUAUCCAGCAACGGUGAGUCUCCGGCAACCAUCGUCACCUCGUCAGUGCCAACGUCUGUUGCGGGUCACAUGAUGUACCCCAGCCCGCACACAGUGAUGUACGCCUCCACGCCGGGGAUGACUGACGGGGGGCUGGCUGUGCUCAACGCCUUCUCCCAGGGCACGUCGACCAUGCAGGUGUCCCACGCACAGGGCCAAGACUCAGGUGCCGUCCCUCAGGUGUUCCUCACAGCGCCUCAAGGCACGGUGCAGAUCCCCGUCUCUGCGGUGCAGCUACACCCAAUGGUGAUUGGCCAGCAGUCGAGCGGCAGCAGCAGUAACCUGACGGAGCUCCAGGUGGUCAACCUAGACGCAGCACAGAACUCAAAGAGUGACUGACAGACGGCUGGAGCUGUUUGACAUGGCAGACCCAGGAGACAGACGGACUAACAUACAUCUCUAUUUAUUGAUGCCUUCCUACAGCGAUUCACAUUACACUUCUGAAUGUGACUUUAAUUACAUAUAUACACACGAUCAAGGGCAUAUGUGUGGUUGACCCUUAACAGUAUACAAUAUGUUUUGGUAUAUAAUAUAUAUAUAUUCGCAAAUGCAUAGGAAAAAUAUCACGACAUCCAUCAUUGGAACCUAUUUUCUAUGCCGUUAGAUGGUGUUAUUUUUUUUUUUGUGCGUGCGUGUUUUUGUUGUUUGAAAAUGUGUAAUUACAUGUACACACACACUGCAAGGUGCCACAGCUUCACACCAGCCAAAGAGACAUUUGUUUGUCUGAAUGUUCCAGUGUGAGCAAAUUGUGCACAAACGCGCGCGUGUGUGUGUGCACACGCAUAUCUGGGGUUUGUAAAUGGGCGGGAGACGCUUAUUGACUUAAAAGAGACAUUUGAAAA
Messenger RNA from Etheostoma spectabile (orangethroat darter), 990 nucleotides. RefSeq names its product serum response factor. Lineage: Eukaryota; Metazoa; Chordata; Actinopteri; Perciformes; Percidae. Bases 20 to 487 code for a protein of 155 amino acids. The transcript is spliced from 3 exons. The record is from RefSeq and is a predicted model, not a curated record.